Hemicordylus capensis (graceful crag lizard) is the source of this 1918-nucleotide messenger RNA. It is a transcript of the gene CCN5, whose product is annotated as cellular communication network factor 5. Bases 606 to 1403 code for a protein of 265 amino acids. The record is from RefSeq and is a predicted model, not a curated record. Gene Ontology annotation, biological process: cell adhesion; signal transduction. Gene Ontology annotation, cellular component: extracellular region; extracellular matrix. NCBI's taxonomy places the organism in Eukaryota, Metazoa, Chordata, Lepidosauria, Squamata, Cordylidae. Gene Ontology annotation, molecular function: integrin binding; heparin binding. The transcript has 8 exons.
GCGAGCCUGGGCCGCUGGUGGGCCCAGCGUGACGACGGGUGGUGGCUGCGGGCCUGGCCUGGCCGUGGUGAAGCAGUGGCGGGCCCAGCCGAGGCGGCAAGGCGGCCGGCGGCCGGCCCUGAUACCAGGGCAGAAGGUGGGGGUGGGGGAGAGGUAGCCGGCCUGUGGCCGGCCGCAAAGACUGGCAAGCGGUGGCAGUGGGCAUGGCAGGCCGCGGAGGCGGCACUUGGUGUGGCGGGCCCGCUGGCAGGACAGGCUGUGGAGGCGGCUCUCGGCCAGUCAGCACCGGGACCAGCCGUCAAGGCCAGGAGGGGCCUGUGGGAGACUGGAGUAGGAGGGAACCAGGCAGCGGGACUUUCCUGUUUGCCGCCCGGGAGGAGGAGCGGCAGCCCGUGCACCCCUGACAUACUUCACAGUGGCGUAAGAAUGUAAGAUGUAAUACAGGAAAGCCUUGGUCUUCGCAGGGAUUCUGUUCCCAGCUAGUGCCGCAGAUGCUGAAACUACAAAUACUCAGGUUUGUUACCUCCAGGGAUGGAGAGAGAGAGAGAGAGAUGGCCUGAGGUGAUGUAUGUGAAGAAGCCAUGUGAACGUUUUGAAGCUUCCUCAUGAGAUGGUCUAGGACUUGUAGAGAGCAACACCCUGAUCCGAAAUUCAUUAUUCAGACAUCAGUCCUGCCAAAAUCAAUGGGAUCUUAUCGAACAAUGAAGGUGUAUGCUCAGCUCUGCCCAACUCCAUGCUAUUGCCCUUGGCUCCCUCCCCAAUGCCCUCCCGGCUCCCCCUUGGUUCUGGAUGGAUGCGGCUGCUGCAACAUCUGUGCCCGCAGGCUGGGAGAGCCCUGCAACUACCUUCACGUGUGCGAUAAGAGCCAGGGACUUAUCUGUGAUUACAGCAACACUCCUAUGGGGAGGAGAGGAACCUGCAACUUCGAGGAGGGUGAUGACAGCUGCGAAGCAAAUGGCAAGAUCUACCAGGAUGGGGAAGUGUUCCAGCCAAGCUGUAAGCUUCAGUGCCGCUGCACAGGAGGAGGGUUCACGUGCAUCCCCCUCUGCAGCGAGGACGUUCGCCUCCCCUCUCCAGACUGCCCUCAUCCAAGACGUGUGGAGGUCCCAGGGAAGUGUUGCCAGGAGUGGAUUUGUGAGAGGCAAGAGAGGCAGAUCUUGCAGAAUACCAUGGCAGCACACAGGCAGCCUGGGAUAGCAUCGAUAGCCAUCCCCUAUCCAUGUGAAGCAUGGAGCACUGCGUGGUCUGCCUGCUCAACUACGUGUGGCAUAGGGAUUUCAACGCGAGUGUCGAAUCAGAAUCCGUACUGCAGGCUUGAAACUCAGAGGCGCUUGUGCACCCACGGACCUUGCCAGGGUCUGUUUGGAAUAGCCAGCAUGAGAGGAAGAGGAAGCCGCUUGUAAACUGCUCUGCCCCAUUCAGAAGUUGCUGUCCUGGCUUUAUCCCAGCAGCUGGAUCGUUAUCAACCCAGGCUGCUCUUGUUUCUCUGGUGAUGAGAGUCUUGCCUAGGAAUGGAGAGGAGACAGGACUGUUAGCCAUAGCUGGAAAGGAGUGAGAAAACUCAAGAGCAACUUCUCAUCACAGCCGACAUCCAUCUUCCUCCUUGAUUCCACUGCGGUUACGCCAGACAAUGUUAUCGUUCCGUGAGAAAAAACAGACCUUAUGUUUUAUACUGUGCAGUGCUGAUGUGUUCCUUGCCAGCUUGUGGCUACUAUUAUAAAUCCAUCUGUUGGGGAAAUGAUGCUUUGCUGAUACCGUAAUUCAUGGAACCCUGCCUUGCUAUUUCCUCUACAUUAUCCCUCCAGCGAAGAAUAAUCCUGGUGACUGGGCAGGUGAGAGAGCCACCAUUUUUCAAAAUAGAGUCUUGCUAGAAAUCAAUAAAUAAAAUGCAACAACAAACCGCCUGAGGAUGGAUUGA